This is a messenger RNA of Mesitornis unicolor (brown roatelo), 597 nucleotides long. RefSeq names its product retinal degeneration 3-like (gene RD3L). The record is from RefSeq and is a predicted model, not a curated record. Bases 1 to 597 code for a protein of 198 amino acids. The transcript has 2 exons. Lineage: Eukaryota; Metazoa; Chordata; Aves; Mesitornithiformes; Mesitornithidae.
AUGCCUCUUUUUGGCUGGAUGAAAUGGUCAAAACCUGAAUCCUACAAACCCACAAGAUACCCUGGCUCAGAGGUAGUGACCAAAACGCUGCUGAGGGAACUGCGAUGGCACCUGAGGGAGCGGGAAAGGUUGGUGCAGGAGAUCGAGAGCGAGCAGAAGGUGCACAGGGUGGGCAUGGAGCACGUCUGGCUCAGGAGCCACCAGAGCCCCCAGGGAACCAUCCCGGCCACCGAGCAGCGGCAGCUGGAGCUGCUGUGCUCCCAGAUCCAGCCCUGCCAGACCGCAACCGUGCUCAGCAGGUUUCGUGAAGUUUUGGCAGAAAAUGAUGUUUUACCCUGGGAAAUAGUCUACAUAUUCAAGCAAGUUUUAAAAGAUUUUCUUACCACUAUUGAGAGAGCAAACCAACAAGACCCCGCGGCAGAUGCGUGGGAUACGAAUUCCUCCGAACAUUUUGGCCUGCGAGGAGACAGCUCUAACAAAUCGGACAAAGACGAGAUCCCCACGGUGUCCAGCUACGUGGACAAAGUCACCCAAAGCAUGUUCCCCACCUUCUCCCACCGAAUCUGGAACCUGCCCUAUUACUACCCCUCGAGUUAA